Elaeis guineensis (African oil palm) is the source of this 2147-nucleotide messenger RNA. The record is from RefSeq and is a predicted model, not a curated record. Lineage: Eukaryota; Viridiplantae; Streptophyta; Magnoliopsida; Arecales; Arecaceae.
CGACUCCCGGGAUAGAAGCCGAAGAGGAAAAUAGUCUCCCGUUGCUUGCUACAAGGGAAAAAGAAAAGAUUUUUCAGUGGAAGAGGAAGAAAAAGUAUUGCCGAUGGAUUUCUCCAAGAAAAGUUUCUCUCCCAACUCGCGUUUUGGCAUCCUGAAUCCCACCCCUUCUGAUUUUAAGAGAAGAAGCAUUGCUGGGGAAGUCACCCAAGAAGCUGAUGAGAACGGUGGGAAUUUUCAUAACGUUCGUGGGCUAGGAUCACAAAAUCCAAGGAAAGAAGCCAAGAAAUCCAACGGUACAACCACAUCAUCAAUUUCAAAGAAGAAGAUUUUGGCCGAGAAGAAUGAUGCUCCCUUCUCAGAUUCUUAUGAUCUAUACAACAACAUAAUCCCGCAAGCAAAUGCCCCGGUGGGUUCGGGCCAUUUUGAUGCCCAUUCUCUAGUCAUGCCCCUUAGUUCAAAGAUCUCCGACUCUGGCGAUCAAAAUGCAAUCAGCUCUGAUUAUUCUUCUCCGGCUCCUUAUGAUCCGCUGAUCAAUUACACAUCCCCAAGGCCAGAGUUCCUCCGCUACAACCCAAAUAGGCGUAGGGAAAUUCUUCGGCGUAUGGAGGGAGACAUGAAGAAUGAAGAAGAGGGAUCAGGGGCUGACUCGAGUUCUUCAUCUGAUUCCAAAAAGAACAGCAUAUCUCCUUUGCAGACAUCAUUCCAAGGUAAAGAUGUUCAGGGAAGCAAGGAAGGUGUCAAUGAUGCCAACAAUGAUGACACAGAAGGGGAGGAGGUGGAAGUGAGGCCGUGGUAUCCUAGAAUUGCGUGGAGGUUUUUUCUUGUACUUGGGAUUUUGCUGCCCUCUUUCUUUUACUUGUCUUGUAUGAAUUAUGCUCCUGUUCCUUCUUUACAAGAAUAUGGGGGUCUUGAAGAAAAUUAUCUCAUGAUUCGAGAUGGAGGGCUUGACCAACAGGCCCAUGAUUUGAACAAUUUUCCUGGAAAUUUCUUGGGGACUUUAAUAGGAUUGUCUAACGAGUGCAUAGAUAUAUGUCAAAGGGAAUUAACAUGUGCAAUUGAUGGUGUUAAAAGGGAAGGUUUAGAAGGAAAUGAAUCUUUUGAUGGAACUGAACUGAUAACAGAAAAAGAGAGAGGUGCAUUGGUUGAGGAUGGAACAUUAAAUGGUGGUGUUGACUUAGUGGCUAAAGAAAUAAGGGAGGAGGUAGUUAAUUCUAAUGAGAUUGAGCAGGAAGCAUAUAUUGAAGAAAACGUCAAGGCAAGCACAGAUGCAGGGGGUGAAAAAGUUGAAAUUUGGGGAGCUGAAUCAGCAGAGGUACACUGUAUUGCUCAGCUUUUGAAUGAAUCUCCACAAGUUUCAGAGACAGAAUUACUUGCAACUGACUCCUCAGUUGGUCAAGAUGCGCAAAUUGAUCUUUGUAGUUAUUUGGAACCACACAAAGAUUUUGGAGAGGAGGCACAAGUUAUGGGCAAUUUGGAGGUUGCCGAGUCUUUGGAGGUUCCUCAAUCCAAAAUGGUUUCAAGUACUUUAUCCAGUAAUCAGAAGCCAGAAGAAUCCGAAAUAUCCAGUAAUUCUGCUAUAGAAUUGAAAUGGGACCGGAUUUCAUUGUUUGCAUCAAAGUAUGUGUUUCAACUGCUAUAUAGUUUCAUAUGUUUGUCAAUGAUAAUUGUGUUCAAUGGCUUGCACACGUACUUCACAAAGUUCCACAGGAACUCAACGCCUGCUUCUCACAUUCCCCCUGCGCUUAAACCUGCUUCUGAGUUAGCACUUGAGAAGAGUUUAUUUGUGUCUGUGAAGGAAGAAGAGGAGAACAAGGGUAGUGAUUCAGAUGCUUCUCAAAGGCCUCUAGCUCAUUUGAAUAAUGAACAUAAGUUUAUUGAAGUUCGACCACCAACAGUGGAAUUGCUUGCAGAGUUCUCAGUGAUAGAGGCAACUAUCUCCGGAACACUUUUGAGUCAGAAAGUGAGAGGAGGAUUAGCUGACUCAGCCGAGGAAUCCCAGUUCUCUAAAUCUCAAUGCAAGAUGUCAGCGAAGAGGAACCCUUCUUCUUCAGCUAAUAAGGUUUAUCCAUCUCCUUCAGAGUCUUCUUUAGCACCAGAGUCCACUUCAACUGGAAAUUCUACUGCUCAGAAGCAGCAAAGAAAAAAGG